Messenger RNA from Durusdinium trenchii, 1096 nucleotides. NCBI's taxonomy places the organism in Eukaryota, Dinophyceae, Suessiales, Symbiodiniaceae. The record is from the annotation of a GenBank genome assembly.
GUUCAUAUUUCAUGACUUUGCAUGUGCGCCAAGAACUGCAAGUCAAUAACAGUUCAUGGCUUCGCCUUCGUUUGCAAACUCGUUUGCUCAAGGUAAUGUAUCCUUGCAAAGUUGGGCAAGUGGCGUGAGCCAAUUUGAGCAGGUUGCAGCUCCCUUGGCUAGCGAACUGUUAGCCACCUUAGAACAGGAGCACACGCGGGAAGUCGUGACAUUGUACGAAGAGCAGGUGCAGUUGCGCGAAGAACUGCGGCGAGUGGUCGAUCUCAUGGAGCAAGAGGUUCUCCCACGAGAACGACAACUCCAUAACAUGUUUGAGCAGCUCAAUGCAGCAUUUCACUCGUCGGCAGAGAAUAUGCGAAGACAGCACGAGGAGUUUCAUACAAUGGCCUCGCAAGUGGCACAGAAGCAUGACAAUUCAAGACGUCAGAUGCUCGACCCGCUGGAGGAAGCUGAGCAAGAGUUGGCCAGGAUCAAGAAGGCGUUGAAGCAGCCACUAGUGGUGUCUGACCUCCCGUUGCAGCAAAUCCAACCUGUCCAGUCAGAACAGCCAGUCCAGUCUGUUCCGACGCAGUCAGCGAAGCCUUUGCAGGCUCCCACCCAAAGAUUACGUCGCGUCGCGGACGUGUGCCCAAAAUGCGGAAAUUUGUACAGCGGAGACUCACUGUAUUGCCGGAGAUGUGGACAAAAACGAGAGGGCAUUGAGAAGCCUCUCGUUGGGACAAGGCCGCCUGGAAGCGCAGCAGGUUCACCUGAUCGUUGACUGGAAUACAGUGUGCUGCGUGUGGCUGGCCCGCUUUGAAAGGUUGUGCAGGACCUGCAGGUGAUCUGAGACACACCAAGGUGGCGGAUGUCGCAGUGUAAAGCUGCAAAGCUUGACCGUUUCUCAUCAGUGAGCAAUCAGCAAUGGUAAAGUCGAACAGCGUGACAAGUAAGAAUUAAGAGGAGCUGUAUUCACUGGAUGUGAAGCAAAUAUUCAUGAAGUGAGACAGCUAAACUUUUCGGGGCAUUGCUUGCCCUUCAUUGGGUGGGCAGAGUCUAGAAUGCACGACCAAAGACUGUCGCAGCAACAAGCCAGCCCAGACAGGCUCAUCGACAA